GAGGGGAGGUCUCUGAACUUGAACUGUAAACUUUCCCUUGUGCCACUGUCAGGUCCUCCAUGCUUUUAAGUUUUAAGGUUCUGAUAAAAAGAGGCUGCUGCAUAAUACAGGUUCUUUUCUUUGUAUUGUAAUAUAUAUAUAUUUUUCAUGUAGGUAGCGAAGUAUUCAUAUAUAACUUUUAAAACAAUAGGUUUACUUUUCUUAAUCUUUUCCCACAGCAAGUGAAGAUGUUAAAGAUAUCUUUGCCAGAGCCAGAAAUGGAAAAUACAGACUUCUGAAAAUAUCUAUUGAAAAUGAGCAACUUGUAAUUGGAUCAUGUAGUCAGCCUUCAGAUUCCUGGGAGAAGGAUUAUGAUUCCUUUGUUUUACCACUGUUGGAGGAUAAACAGCCAUGCUAUAUAUUAUUCAGAUUAGAUUCUCAGAAUGCCCAGGGUUAUGAAUGGAUAUUCAUUGCAUGGUCUCCAGAUCAUUCUCAUGUUCGUCAAAAAAUGCUGUAUGCAGCAACACGAGCAACUCUGAAAAAGGAGUUUGGAGGUGGUCACAUUAAAGAUGAAGUAUUUGGAACAGUAAAGGAAGAUGUGUCAUUACAUGGAUAUAAAAAAUAUUUGUUGUCACAAUCUUCCCCUGCCCCACUGACGGCAGCUGAGGAAGAAUUACGACAGAUUAAAAUUAAUGAGGUACAGACUGAUGUGAGUGUGGACACUAAGCAUCAAACCCUACAAGGAGUAGCAUUUCCUAUUUCUCGAGAAGCUUUUCAGGCUUUGGAAAAAUUGAAUAACAGACAGCUCAACUAUGUGCAGUUGGAAAUAGAUAUAAAAAAUGAAAUUAUAAUUUUGGCCAGCACUACAAAUACAGAACUAAAAGAUUUGCCAAAGAGGAUUCCCAAGGAUUCAGCACGUUACCAUUUCUUUCUGUAUAAGCAUUCCCAUGAAGGAGACUAUUUAGAGUCCAUAGUUUUUAUUUAUUCAAUGCCUGGAUACACAUGCAGUAUAAGAGAACGGAUGCUGUAUUCUAGUUGCAAGAGCCCUCUGCUAGAAAUUGUAGAACGACAACUACAAAUGGAUGUAAUUAGAAAGAUCGAGAUAGACAAUGGGGAUGAACUGACUGCAGACUUCCUUUAUGAAGAAGUACAUCCUAAGCAGCAUGCACACAAGCAAAGUUUUGCAAAACCCAAAGGUCCUGCAGGAAAAAGAGGAAUUCGAAGACUAAUUAGGGGUCCAGCUGAAACUGAAGCCACUACUGAUUAAAAUCACUAUAUUUAACUACAAUACUAGUUUUUUAAAAGUCCAACUUUUAGUACAGGAGAACUGAAAUCAUUCCAUGUUGAUACAUAGUAGGGAAAAUUGUACUUUUUGAAAAAUAGCACUUUUCACUUCUGUGUGUUUUUAAAAUUAAUGUUAUAAAAGACUUAUGAUUUCUAUUUUUGAGUUAAAGGGUUCAACAUAGUAAUGUUUAAUUUUGUCACUGUUUUCAUGGAGUGUUGAUUCCACACUUUCACAUAAUUCUUAAAAUUUUAUACAGGUGGGCCAGUUCCAGAAAGUCUAGUGUCUCCAAGUAUGAUAUACUUCUUAGUACUCUUCAGUGAGACAUAAGAUUUUUUUUGAGACAGAAAGACCUUAAUAUAUUCAUAUUUAAUGCCUAUAUUAAGGACCAGGCUAGAUUAUUUUAUAAACUGAAAAUCUGGUGUGCCUAAGAAUAUUUGGGAAGUCGCUUAAUCUGAGGAACUGUGCUAACUCUCUCAGACUGUGUGAUCAUGUCUGCAACUUUUAAAAACAGUGCUUUAUUGCAGCAGUCUUUCCUAUUUGACUUUUUGUUUUUUUAGUGGCAUUGAAAUUUCAGAAGAUUAGCUCACUCUGAAAGUUUAAGGGUACCAGAUACUUUGUAUACUAUAGGAGUCCGAUGACACUGACAGACUUUAAACAGCCUUAGUAAAUUCUCUUUAUAGUGCUUUAGAACAUUUUCAUUUCCAGAAUAAGUCAUUUCAUUAUAAGGACUAUGAGGCCAAAUAUUUAUGUUAUUAAAGUUUAAAUUAUUAUUCACAAGGAAACAAAACUAAAGUGAAUAAUUUGAGUUUUAAACAUCAAGAUUGAUUUUGUUUUACUCCAAAACCAUACAUUUGGAAGCAAAUUAUAUUCUUUAUCAAUUGAAGAAAUAUAUUAGACUUAAAAUUCUUUUAAAGUCUAGUACUUAUCAGCCUAACAUAGAUAAACACUUAGUAAGAAUCUUGUUUCAGUAAAUAUCUUUUCAGUACACUUGUAAAUGUUUUCUAAAGCUUUGCAUUUUCAGUUACACCCUAGAAAGAUUCUGAGCCUCAUGUGAUUUCUUUGAUACUUGAAAUAGAGGAGCGAGAACACUUAACAUUUAAUCUGUUAAAUCUGCUGCGAGAGCCAUUAACUUUGAAGAAUAUUUUCUAAAUGUACUGUGGGGGGUCCAGGAUUUGGAAUUUCUUGAUCUAAACUUUAUGCUGCAUAUAACAAAUACCAGAAAUGCACAUUUCAUAGUAUAAUAUCUGAAGCACUCAUUUCUAAACCUUAUUUUCUAAGGUAAUAUAUGCACCUUUCAGAAAAUAAUUGUGUGUUCAAAUAAGGAAAAACGGAUUAGAAUAAUUAUGGGUUGACAGAUUUUUUUUUUUUAGUAGAAUUAAGAGUAUUUGUGUGGGGUUUUAUUUGUUUACAAAUAAUCAGACUGUAAUAUUUACACAUGCAAAAUAAUCAACAGAAAUGUUGCACUUGUUUACUAAUGAUACACUUUAAGUUGUUCCAUGGAUGCGCACACUGACAGAUGCACAUAACACAAAAUAUUGCAAUAUGAAAUCCAGGAGCAAUGUUGCAGACCGUAGCUGACGCUGUUAUUUUCAGUCAGGAAGAAUGUUACCUGUCAUGAAGGUACAAAAUAAUUUAGUAGUGAAUGUUCAGUACCAUCCAUGUGCAAUUAUAUUCCAAAUUUCACUACACUACAUGAAAGUAAAUGGACAUUCCAGAAUGUAGUUGUGAUUAUAGUCUUAAACUAAUUACUAUUAAACUAAUGAUUGCUGAAAAUCAGUGAUGCAUUUCUUACAGAGUAUAACUCAUCGUUUACAGUAUGUUUUAGGUGGCAUCAUCAUAACUAGAUGGUGAAUAACAUAUUCCCAAUAAAUUUAUAUAGCAGUGAAGAAUUACAUGCCUUCUGUGGACGUUUUAUAAGUGCAUUUUAUAUCACAAUAAAAUUUUUUUCUCUUUC
This is a messenger RNA of Tupaia belangeri chinensis (Chinese tree shrew), 3218 nucleotides long. RefSeq names its product twinfilin actin binding protein 1 (gene TWF1). Gene Ontology annotation, cellular component: cytoplasm; myofibril; actin filament. The transcript is spliced from 8 exons. The coding region runs from base 488 to 1246 and encodes 252 amino acids. Lineage: Eukaryota; Metazoa; Chordata; Mammalia; Scandentia; Tupaiidae. Gene Ontology annotation, molecular function: actin monomer binding; actin filament binding. Gene Ontology annotation, biological process: actin filament depolymerization; barbed-end actin filament capping; regulation of lamellipodium assembly. The record is from RefSeq and is a predicted model, not a curated record.